Salvelinus fontinalis (brook trout) is the source of this 4337-nucleotide messenger RNA. Its product is annotated as zinc finger protein 883-like. Gene Ontology annotation, cellular component: nucleus. The record is from RefSeq and is a predicted model, not a curated record. Gene Ontology annotation, molecular function: DNA-binding transcription activator activity, RNA polymerase II-specific; RNA polymerase II cis-regulatory region sequence-specific DNA binding. The coding region runs from base 239 to 1918 and encodes 559 amino acids. Lineage: Eukaryota; Metazoa; Chordata; Actinopteri; Salmoniformes; Salmonidae. The transcript is spliced from 2 exons. Gene Ontology annotation, biological process: regulation of transcription by RNA polymerase II.
CUUCUUUCAGCAGCAGCAAUAGUUAGUCAGACACCUCGGUAGCUUGCUGGACACAAUAGCCGAACCAAUAAAGCUCUUUAGAUGCUUUCGUUUUUUUUAUUAGCCACUGUGUUUUAAAACCACUUCUGUCGUCUUGGUUAGUUAUCCGAUUUAAUUUAAUAUUUACGGUGUUGUUGUUAUUAGUCAGCUGGCGGGCUGGUUAAGUUAGCAUUAGCCUAGCUAGCUAACAUCCCCGACCAUGCGGUCACUAAGCUACUCUUCUCCUGCUAAAGAUAAUAUCUGCUGGACGGAGAAAGAAGCUCUGAUCUUUCCGGUGAAAGAGGAGAAGGAAGAGGAGGAAAUCACAGUAAAACAAGAAGUAGAGGAUGAGGCUCUUACAGUGAAAGAAGAGGAAGAUGCGUUCCGAGUGAAAGAGGAAGAGGGUGUUACAGUAAAAGAAGAGGAAGAGAAAGGGGAUGAUGCCGUAUUUGGAGUGAAAGAGGAGGAAGGGGAGAUUACAUCGAAAAAGGAGAACGAGGAGGAAACUGGAUGUCUGAGGCCGGUUUCCCAAACGCAUCUUAAGGCAUCCAACGAUGAAAUUAGCCGUAAGAUGGUUUUGUUUAACAGCGUCCUGAUUAAUACUAGAGAGAUACGGGACUAUCGUGGAUCCUUUGGGGAGCCUCAACAACCUCAUGAUGCUGACGAGGCAGAGAAGAGUCUCUCCAGAUCAGAACACCUCAAUAAACACCUGCAGAGAUCCACAGGGAAUAGAACUCACUGCUGCUCUGACUGUGGGAAGAGAUUCACCUCAUCAGGCAUUAAAAUUCAUCAGAGAACACACACAGGAGAGAAAUCUUAUAGCUGUGAUCAAUGUGGGAAGAGUUUUAGUCAAUCUGGAGAUCUGACAAUACACCAGAGAACACACACAGGAGAGAAACCUUAUAGCUGUGUUCAAUGUGGGAAGAGUUUUGGUAGAUCUAGCUAUCUGACAGUACACCAGAGAAUACACACAGGAGAGAAACCUUAUAGCUGUGAUGAAUGUGGGAAGAGUUUUACUACUUCUGCCUAUCUGACAGUGCACCAGAGAACACACACAGGAGAGAAACCUUAUAGCUGUGAUCAAUGUGGGAAGAGUUUUAGUCAAUCUGGAGAUCUGACAAUACACCAGAGAACACACACAGGAGAGAAACCUUAUAGCUGUGUUCAAUGUGGGAAGAGUUUUGGUAGAUCUAGCUAUCUGACAGUACACCAGAGAAUACACACAGGAGAGAAACCUUAUAGCUGUGUUCAAUGUGGGAAGAGUUUUGGUAGAUCUAGCUAUCUGACAGUACACCAGAGAAUACACACAGGAGAGAAAUCUUAUAGCUGUGUUCAAUGUGGGAAGAGUUUUGAUAGAUCUAGCUAUCUGACAGUACACCAGAGAAUACACACAGGAGAGAAAUCUUAUAGCUGUGGUCAAUGUGGGAAGAGUUUUACUACAUCUAGCAGUCUGACUACACACCAGAGAACACACACAGGAGAGAAACCUUAUAGCUGUGAUCAAUGUGGGAAGAGUUUUGUUACAUCUAGAAAUCUGACUUUACACCAGAGAACACACACAGGAGAGAAACCUUAUAGCUGUGUUAAAUGUGGGAAGAGUUUUGGUAGAUCUAGCUAUCUGACAGUACACCAGAGAAUACACACAGGAGAGAAACCUUAUAGCUGUGAUGAAUGUGGGAAGAGUUUUACUACUUCUGCCUAUCUGACAGUGCACCAGAGAACACACACAGGAGAGAAACCGUAUAGCUGUGAUGAAUGUGGGAAGAGUUUUACUACAUCUGGCUCUCUGACUUUACACCAGAGAACACACACAGGAGAUAAACCUUAUAGCUGUAAUCAAUGUGUGAAGAGUUUUGCUACAUCUGGGCAGCUGAAUGUACACCAGAGAAAACACACAUAAUAGAAAUCUUAUAGCUGUGAUCAAUAUGGGAAGAGUUUUACUCAGUCAAACAACACCAGAGAAUACACACAGGAGAGAAACCUCUUAGCUGUGACCAGAGGUAAUCUGAUAAAAGAUCUCUGACUAAACAUCAGAAAAUACAUGAAGCAGUUGUUUCAUGAUAUCAAUGAAUUAAUGUCACAAUGUAGAAUGUUUUAACAUUGUAGUAGGAGUAUUUUAAUGAUGUCACAAUGUAGAAUGUUUUAACAUUGUAGUAGGAGUAUUUUAAUGAUGUCACAAUGUAGAACCCUAAACGUUUGUCCCCUGUUCUAUUGAUUUCAACAUGAUAUGGAUAUUAGCCUCAGGGGGAAAAUCCAGGCUCUGAAUUGGAAGAGUACUAUUUAUGUGAUUUAGUAAGGACACAUUAUUCCCAGAUUCUGUGUGGUUUUUGAGCUGUUAGUUUUAGCAGGACGUGCAACCUCAUCUCCCUCCUGUCACAUAAAUGAUUUUAGCAUGAUAUCGAUGAGUUAUGACAAAUUAGUGUUGCGUUCCUUUGUUUAGCGACCCCUACAUUUAAAUGCAUUCCAACAUCACGUACAACCGGAUUUCCCCCCUAAUUGAUAUCAGUGAUUUAUUGCUACUUGUCAAAACAACUUUUCUGGAAAUAUGAUUAUUGUGGCAGAUGUUUGUGUAAAUAGCACAUGUUAUGUUUAGGUUUUCAAUUUAUCCCAAACUGUUUCUGCAUAUUGGUUAUUGAUUUGGACACGUUAAAACUGUGUUUUGACAUUGAGGCUAUCCCACCUAGCACAGUGUAAUUGAAAAGUUGUUGAAAAUAAGACUAUGCAAUCAAAUAUUACCAUUAAGUGAAUUUUUUGACAAUACAUAUUAUCAAUGGGGUGUACAUUUGGUUUUGGUAAUUCAUGUUUACAAUUCAUGUAACUUUUAGUAAUCAUAAUUAUUUAUGCAAUCAACUGACAAUUUUCGGGUAUAAAUAUAUUGACAUUGUUGCCCUUCUUUUAGAAUAGCAGGGUUCAUUCUCAGAUGUGCCAACCCAAAUGUACUAGAGCAUGACAUUGGGGACUGGGCCCCGAUCCAACAACAUGCCUAUCGAGUGAACCCUGAAAAGAGAGAGAAGCUCUGCAGUGAGGUGGAAAGUUACUACGGAUAUUGCAGGAGUUUCCUCUUGAAAUCAGACACGUCCGUGGUAAGGACAACUUGGUUGCUGAUUGUCUCAAGAAUGGGCAGUCAAAAAGAUUUGUGUUUUGCCAGUGAGUUGCCAUGGAUCACAAUUCAUUUUGACUGCACGAUUUUCCGUAUGGGAGAUGAGUUUUGUUUGGGCUCGUUCCAAGGGGACGAGAGUUCUAGAAGCUAGUGGGUUUUAGGAAGAAGAGAGUUCUAGAAGCUAAUGAGUUUUAGGAAGACGAGAGUCUAUAGAAAGAAAAAGGAGAAAAGAUACGAUAUUAUUAUACGAUUGUAUAUUAUUAAUUAGAAAUAUGUGUUUUUUCUUGUUUUUAAUUGUUGACUGCCAGUAGACACCAUGUUUAUAUUGGUGAAGCAUUUUAGUUGAUUAUAAUGUGAAAUGGAAAUUGUUUUCUGUUGGUGGUGAGCAAACUUGUCCAACAAAAAUAUAGGAUAUAUUUGUUGUCUUAAGGGGGAAGGUGUUACAGGCUUUGGUUUUUCCAUUUAUGUUUUGAGGUUGGACUCGCCCAUAUAGCUUGUUAGCAUGUAUAGCUCGUUAGCACGUCUAGCUCGUUGGCACGUAGGACGCACUGAUUGGUGUCACCUCGUUAGUAAGUAUGUGUUACACCUGUGCUGGCUUGUCCAUCUCGUUAGUGGGAAGGUAUUUCACCUGAGCUGGUCCAGGUUCUAUUUAAGAGUGUCUGGGCCAGUGCUCCAGUUGUUUUGAUAGAUGUGGAGAGUCAACACCUUUUAGUUGCUCCACCUUUUUGGUUUGUGUCCUAGCUUUAAGUUUGGUGUGGGUUUUUCUUUUGUUUGCCUCUUCUUGGGCAGAUUUAAUGGGUCUCAUGGUGGGUGUCUUUUAUGUCCCAGUUGUUGUUACUAGUAAACUUCCAGUGGACACCCCCAUAGUGUCUUUCAGAGCCCCUCCUAGAACCUGUUUAGUUGUGGUUGUUAUCAGUGAUUCUUUGUUAAUUCCAUCUUCUGUUUGAGGAAAAAUGUUGGUUUUCUUGCUGGAGAACGUAACAUCAAACAAUGGAGUAAGACAUGAUAUUUUGGGUUGGAUAUUGCAGUGAAUUGUUCAUAUUUUAAUCGAUGACAUUUACUUAGAAUGCUCAUUAGUUUUUCAGUUAUUCUGUUUUUUAUCCUCAAUAUUUCUGUUUAUUUUCAUUGUUUUUUUCCUGUGAAGCCAUUGUGUUGCAUCCAUGUCUGAAAUGUGCUGUAUAAAUAAAGCUUGAUUUGAACAUAUUGCAAAACAAAUGAA